ACAACCACUGAAGCUGCAACAACUGUAGCUCCUACUACCACUGAGGCACAAACAACCACUACCCUAACAUCCACUGUCACAACCACUGAUGUUGCUACUACCACAGAGGCAAUUUCCACUGAAGUUGUCACAUCCACGGAAGCCCCAACAACCACAGAAACUAUCACAACACUUGCUGCCACAACCACUGUAGCUCCAACUACCACUGAGGCUCCAACAACCACUGAAGCUGUAACAGCCACUAUAGCUCCUACAACUACUGAGGCCCCAACAACCACUGAAGCUGCAACUACCACUGUAGCACCUACUACCACUGAGCGGCAACAACCACUCGGUAACAACCACUCUCCUACUACCACUGACGCCCCAACAACAACUGAAGCUGCAACAACCACUGAAGCUCCUACUACCUCACCAACAACUACUGAAGCGGCAACAACCACUGUAGCCCCUACUACCACUGAUGCCCCAACAACCACUGAAGCUGCAACAACCACUGUAGCUCCUACAACCACUGAGGCUCCAACAACCACUGAAGCUGCACCAACAUCCACUGAAGCUGUAACAACCACUGUAGCUCCUUCUACCACUGAGGCCCCAAUAACCACUGAAGCAGCCACAACCACUGUAGCUCCAACUUCCACUGAGGCACUAACAACUACUGAAGCUGUAACAACCACUUUUGAAGCUCCCACAACCACUGUAUCACCUACUGCCACUGACGCUUCAACAACAAUUGAAGCUGCAACAACCACUGUAGCUCCUACUACUGAGGCCCAAACAACCACUGAACCUGCAAUUACCACUAUAGUUCCUACUACCACUAAGACUAUAACAGCCACUGAAGCUGCCACAACCACUGGAGCUCCAACUACCACUGAGGCCCUAACACCCACUGAAGCUGCAACAAUCACUCUACAAAAAAACACUACUAUCACUGAGAUCCCAAUAACAACUGAAGCUGCCAAAACCACUGUAGCUUCAACUACUGCUAAGGCCCUAGCUACGACUGAAGCUGCAACAACCACUGAGUCCCACUGA
This is a messenger RNA of Penaeus chinensis, 1041 nucleotides long. RefSeq names its product threonine-rich protein-like. The transcript has 10 exons. The annotation marks the transcript as partial. NCBI's taxonomy places the organism in Eukaryota, Metazoa, Arthropoda, Malacostraca, Decapoda, Penaeidae. The record is from RefSeq and is a predicted model, not a curated record.